AUGAACGGCGAGAUGGGCUUCCGCGAGGCGCUGGCGGAGCGCGUGCGCCUGCUCAGGGGAAUGCGCAUCGAGGCGCUCGAGGGCGUCAAGGAGCGGGUCAGCUUCACGCCGGGGGCGAGGGACCUCGUGCAGGCGCUGCGCGGGCUCGGGUGCAAGACGGCAGUCGUUAGCGGUGGGUUCCACUUCCUGGCGGACCACGUGCGCGAUGUGCUCGGGCUAGACUACUGCUUUGCGAACAGGCUGGAGGACGAGCAAGGCGUGCUGACCGGGCGUACGGUGGGCGAGGUGGUGGACGGGGAGUUUAAGGAGCGCGCGCUCAAGCGGCUGGCGGCGGAGAUGCGGCUACAGCGCGAGGAGGUGCUGGCCGUGGGCGACGGGUCUAAUGACCUGCUAAUGAUGGGCAGCGCUGGGCUGGGGGUGGCGUUCAACGCGAAGCCCGUGGUGCAGGACCAGGCCAAGGCGCGCCUCAACCAGCCGUCGCUGCGGAAUGUGCUCUACUUGCUCGGUCUCUCCGAGGAGGACAUCCAGCUGCUUGUUCGGUGA
Molecule: messenger RNA, 543 nt
Organism: Chondrus crispus (carragheen)
Lineage: Eukaryota; Rhodophyta; Florideophyceae; Gigartinales; Gigartinaceae
Exons: 1
Coding region: 1-543 (180 amino acids)
Biological process (GO): dephosphorylation; L-serine biosynthetic process
Cellular component (GO): cytoplasm
Molecular function (GO): L-phosphoserine phosphatase activity; magnesium ion binding
Source: RefSeq, a predicted model, not a curated record